Thermothielavioides terrestris NRRL 8126 is the source of this 3172-nucleotide messenger RNA. RefSeq lists its product as uncharacterized. The transcript is spliced from 6 exons. Gene Ontology annotation, molecular function: superoxide-generating NAD(P)H oxidase activity. The record is from RefSeq and is a predicted model, not a curated record. Gene Ontology annotation, cellular component: plasma membrane; NADPH oxidase complex. The coding region runs from base 1153 to 2814 and encodes 553 amino acids. Gene Ontology annotation, biological process: defense response; superoxide anion generation. Lineage: Eukaryota; Fungi; Ascomycota; Sordariomycetes; Sordariales; Chaetomiaceae.
GUUGAAUAAUUGAAUUAAACACUGAAGAAAAAACACAUCUGUUCCUUGUGUUGCGUCUUAUCAUCUAUCCAGACGAAACGCCCCGGUCGCCUCCAAAGACGACCCCUGGUCUGAGCGUCUCUAACACCUCCCGUCUCAACUCACUGGCACCACCUGCCCCGAGACCCUGUCCAUCGUGCUAGCGGGCCUUUGCCGGGUCCUGGAAUCUGACACAAGAUCCGGCAGCCUCGAAACUGUCUCCAACGUCUGAUCUACGGAAUACCCGUAUAUUCCAGCUCCGUCCCAUCCUUAAUCGGCGCAUCGCCAGCAUACAUCUCCUGACCUGGUGCCUGCCGCCCCACUCCAGAAGACUUGGCCAUCGGUCGACCUCGACUUGGUUCAGGGGGCAAAACGACAGGAAGAGGCAGACGGGGCUGCAGCGUCACUCGGUUCUGCUAAGUUGAAUUCAAGGUGCCUGCCCCACCGCAGCGUAAGGUUUCUGGGCUCCAGGCCUUGCAAGGGCCAGCAUUCCCGAGGAACGGAGACCGGCGAGGGCGCACGGCGUCGCUGCCGUCGCAUCCGGCCCCUUCCCUACCCCAAUUGCUUGUUCGCAUCCGUGUGGGCCGCUGGGACGGGACGGAGUGUCGCAUUAGCUUGGUCUUCGCUUGAGGCUCGUUGGGGCCCGGUCUCUUAUGACCAGGCUUCCGCCGCCCGCGCAUCACUCCGUCGCUCUUCCGUUCUUUCUCCCCCCCCUUUCUCCUCCUGUCCCUUUCUUGGCGAGGCGAAAGAACCGAGACCUCCUCAGCGAGUGACUCUAGCCUGCGCCCUUCCUUUCUUUCCCUUCAGCUGCUGGCUCAGACCAUUCUUUUUGUUUUCGUUUCUCGCGGGCUUCGCCUAGCUUCGGUGUCUUAAUUUCUCUGCGUCGCGCUGCUGGUGGUUCAUAUUGGACGGAGGAUUGCCGCCUGGUGUGUAGCAAUAAUACUGAGAGGGAAACGAGCCGCGAUCGGAACUGGGCUGAGGGAUCCUUUGCACUACGCUCCUCCGCGCUCCGGCCAUCCACCACCCGGCACCGAUCCGAAGCCGAGAAGUCGAGGUCAGCCCGGUCGCUGGUCGACAUUGCCGCACUGAGUGUUGUGUACGGUUCGAAAAUAAGAGCGGCAACCCGUCGGCAAGAUGGAGCUCCUCACGCUGCUGAAGAAGCAGUUGACGCCAACUAAGCUGCUGUUCCAUUUCCUGUUUUGGGGUCUUCACUGGGGCCUCUUCGCCUAUGGAUGGUACAAGCAAGAGGCAGACCCGCGCCUGGCGGGCCUCAACACGCUCCAGUACUCAGUGUGGAUUUCGCGAGGUGCAGGGCUGGUCCUCUCCGUUGACGGGAUGCUUAUCUUGCUCCCUGUCUGCAGAACCAUCAUGCGGUUCAUCCGGCCCAAGAUCAGAUUUCUACCGCUCGACGAGAACAUCUGGAUGCACCGGCAGCUCGCCUAUGCCCUGCUGCUGUUUGCCAUCAUCCACACUGCUGGGCACUAUGUCAACUUCUUCAAUGUCGAAAAGACGCAGAUCCGCCCAGUGACGGCGGUGCAGAUCCACUACGUCCAGCCGGGCGGCAUCACGGGCCAUGUGAUGCUUCUUUGCAUGCUGCUGAUGUACACGUCAGCGCACCAUCGCAUCCGGCAGCAAUCGUUCGAGACGUUCUGGUACACUCACCAUCUGUUCAUCCCCUUCUUCCUCGCCUUGUACACCCACACUGUUGGCUGCUUCGUCCGCGACACUCCGAACGCCUUUUCGCCGUUUGCUGGCGAACAGUAUUGGGAGCAUUGCCUCGGUUACCUCGGUUGGAGGUGGGAGCUGUUUACGGGCGGCUUCUACCUCCUGGAGCGCCUGUACCGUGAGAUUCGUGCGGUGCGCGAGACCAAGAUCACCCGCGUCAUCAGGCACCCUUACGAUGUGGUCGAGAUCCAGUUCAGCAAGCCGUCGUUCAAGUACAAGGCCGGCCAGUGGCUGUUCAUUCAAGUGCCUUCGGUCUCCAAGUACCAGUGGCACCCGUUCACGAUCACCUCGUGCCCGUACGACCCCUAUGUCUCGAUCCACAUUCGGCAGGUCGGAGAUUUCACCAGGGCGCUCGGCGACAGAGUGGGCGCUGGCGCGGCGCAGAGCAAGCUGUACGAGGGGGUUGACCCCAUGGGCAUGUACGAAGUGGCGCUGCAGAACGGCCAGCAAAUGCCAGCCAUCCGUAUCGACGGACCGUACGGUGCGCCUGCCGAGGACGUGUUCGAGAACGAAAUCGCGGUCCUGAUCGGAACCGGUAUCGGCGUCACCCCGUGGGCUUCGAUCCUCAAGAACAUCUGGCACUUGCGGAACGGGCCUAACCCGCCGACCCGUCUGCGCCGUGUCGAAUUCAUCUGGGUGUGCAAAGACACCACCUCGUUCGAAUGGUUCCAGACGCUGCUCGCGUCUCUGGAGCAGCAAUCCAGCGAAGCAGCGCGCAUCCCCGGCUCUGGCGGCGUCGAGUUCCUCAAGAUCCACACCUAUCUGACGCAGAAGCUCGACAUGGACACGACGCAGAACAUCGUGCUGAACAGCGUCGGGGCUGCCGUCGACCCGCUGACCGAGCUGAAGUCGCGGACCAACUUUGGCCGGCCCAACUUCAACAAGAUCUUCACCAGCAUGCGCGACGGCAUUCUGAACCGGACCUAUCUCCACGGCCUGGAAGGCAACAUGAGGACCACCGUGGGUGUCUACUUCUGCGGGCCCUCCGCAGCUGCGCGCGAUAUCCAUAAGGCUGCGAAGGCUGCCACCGUCCGCGAAGUCCGCUUCCGCUUCUGGAAGGAACAUUUCUAAUGUACAUAUUCCGAUAUUGGGGCGCUACUUUUCUCUUUCAGCCGAGAAUGACGACUCCGACUCGGCAGCCGGGCUCGGGACCUGGCCGGCGUGCAGCAAUUCGGUCCGGGAACAGGUGGAAACCGCGGCCGCGGGUGUUGUUUCGGGCAUGGCCUCUGCUGUGUAGGUCACAUUUUAUUAUGAGGGCCGGGUAGGAUUUCUGUACCGGGGAGGCGGGGAGGGAGUGUCGAGCUAGGUAGGCUCAGCCAGGUGGAACCUCAGCGAAUAUGACGCCCCCUGAGGAAGUGAUGUGUGGGGUGUGGGAUGGACGUUAGGCUUUGCCGUCGCAUUCCAAUUCAACUCUAUAUCUUGGCAGGUA